UCGCUCUCGCUUUCUCUUUCGCCGCACUCCAGUCGGCGUUGCGCUUUCGGCACACGCACCUCCCGCGGUCCCCAGGAAGCCCAGCCACGCCAGCCGAGGACAGGCAGAAGUCCGUCCGGCCCCAGGCCCCCCGAUCCCGCGCCUGACACCGUGCUCGCCCUCGGCGCCGCCCCAGGUGACCCGCCCGGAGACCCUGCGGCUGCAGCUGGGCGCUGAUCGCUCGCCUCCCUCCCCCGGCCAGAAGAUGUCCCAGGUGCUGCCCUACAGCGAGGAGAAGCUCGGCCCCUAUGGCGACGGCGGCGGCGACGUGGGGCAGAUCUCCUUCACCUGCCGCCUGCAGGACACCAACAACUUCUACGCCGGCGGGCAGACCAAGCGGCCCCCCAAGCUGGGGCAGAUCGGCCGCAGCAAGUGUGUUGUUAUUGAAGAUGAAAGAAUUGACGAGGUGCUGAAAAACAUUUCUGAAAAGCCACCACCAGGAGUCUAAAUCUCUCCACAGAGACGCUGAGUAAAAGGAGGGGCGAGAAAAGAAUUUACCUUGUAAUACAUUAUCGGGCAAAUCAACAAACCCCACAAGCAAACUUCUAGCACCUGAAGGCGCUUCAUUUGCGAGCCUGUGAUCCACCUUGCAAACCCGCAAAAUUGUAUCUUAACAGCAGGCACAGAGGCAGAAGAGGUGAGGUGAGGAAGGCGAUUUUUCUCGUGUGCAAAAAAUAAACACAACCCGAAACCAGUCAAACCAGAAGCAACGAAAUAAAAUCCAUCACAAUUGACAUGCACUAGUAACCACUCAGUCGUCUAAAUUAAGGCCGAGGUCCUUUUUCUCUGGACGAUCAAUAUUGCACAAUUCUCAGUCUGGAUUUUUUUUUUAAAAAAAAAAUCCUUAAUCAAUGAAGCCGUGAUUUCAAAAACAGUAUUUUCUGAUCCUAGCAAACAUUGCUGAUUAUAGUUGUUUCAAAUAAGCACUUGUUUACAUGGUUAAAUUUUGCAAAAAGUUUCUUGCACUUGCAUAUACAAUGCGCUACGUUUCGAUUUUUUAAAUGUCUGUAUUCUUGGAUGUUAGGGAGGGGGGAAAAUAAUUAUCUAUAGUUAUAAAUAUAAAUAUAUAUUUAAUUCUAGUUACCUUUUAAAAUCUAGAAGGAAUGUAUGGAACCAAAACUUUUUUAAGGAAGGGAUUCUAGGAAGAAAGAUGUGUUUUUCUUAAUUUUUUGUUCCAAAAACAGAUUGUAAAGCUAAUAUUUCUCGACUGCAGCACGCAAACACUCUGAAGAUGGAGAAAUUUAAUUUUAUAUGUGAAAUGGGAGAGGAAAAUGAAACAAAACACACACACACACACAGCUUUUUCUAAUGACCACUUGCCUGUUAAUGUGAACAAUCUCUACUUUCUUUUUUAAAAUAUUGUGGUGGUUUAUUCUCUUUAAACAAACAAACAAACAAAAAGACAAAAAAAAUCAGUUGUAACAACAGGAGUGCCAAAUAUCUUAAAAUGCCAGAUUUAUUCUCCAUUUCUUAUUUUGUGACCCUGAGUCCAUGUAAAGUUGUAUUUUGUACCUGACUUUUGUUCUUUAUAAUAGGCUCUCAACUGACUUAUAUAGGUAUGUACACAUAUAUCUAUCGAUAGCUGACUUUUGGAAUCUUUGGGUUUUCUUUAUUCUUCUGAUUAUGAUUCAUAUUUUUUUGCAUGACAUGCAAAAGAAGAAAAACGUGCCUCUUGAAGUGAGGAAAAUAUCUAUUUUUUGCCGUUCCGUUUGCAACUCUUGAAUGAUCUUGCGAUGGGUACUGCUGUUUCCUUUUCUUAUAAAUAUUGUGUAGGUUGCAUUUCUAUUCUCUGCACAGGGCUAUUUCUGCAAUGUACAAUAAAAGACAGAAAAUGAUACCAUGACAA
Messenger RNA from Hemicordylus capensis (graceful crag lizard), 1885 nucleotides. RefSeq names its product calcium/calmodulin dependent protein kinase II inhibitor 1 (gene CAMK2N1). The transcript has 2 exons. Gene Ontology annotation, biological process: negative regulation of protein kinase activity. Bases 245 to 487 code for a protein of 80 amino acids. Gene Ontology annotation, molecular function: protein kinase binding; calcium-dependent protein kinase inhibitor activity. Lineage: Eukaryota; Metazoa; Chordata; Lepidosauria; Squamata; Cordylidae. The record is from RefSeq and is a predicted model, not a curated record.